This is a messenger RNA of Ilex paraguariensis (yerba mate), 2395 nucleotides long. NCBI's taxonomy places the organism in Eukaryota, Viridiplantae, Streptophyta, Magnoliopsida, Aquifoliales, Aquifoliaceae. The record is from the annotation of a GenBank genome assembly.
AUGGCCUCUGCUUCUACUUCGUCGACUCGACCACUUGUCAACAACGACAACGAUGCAAACACUGGCAACGAAUCGAAAUCUUAUUUUCGAAAAACAGUUUGUUUGCACGACUGGUGGUUGAUAAAUGCGGAACAUGAGUAUGAAGGGAAGAGACUCGGCGUUGCAGGUUUUACUUCUCGAGAACAACAAGCUAUGCGGGUGUUUGUCUCUGCACCAAUUUCGAGGAGAUAUGAUGUCUUCACCCUUGAGACCAUUGAUGGAAUAUGUGUAAUAGUCAAAGGCCUUAUAAACAAGGUUCGCACAGAAGAAAAUGGUUUUCCCUCCGAGGUCUUCAAUCAUUUUGUUUUUGGUUUUCCUCCUCACUGGGAGGAGUAUGCUGCCGAGAUUGUUGCAAGAAGUAACAGGGGUCUUGGCAAGUUUUCUAUGUGUUCAGGAACAGUCACAGGUGAGGGAGAUUCCUAUGAAGGAACUCCAAAAAAUAACGAGAAGGGCAUUACUGAAGAAAGGCAUGAUGACAGGGGCAGAGAGAGUGGGGCAGUGGAAGACAAUGAAUCUCCAGUUGGAGUUCGAAAAGUAUGGCCUUCUCAUGUCUUGUCUGGAAAUAUAGUUGGUGGUGCCUCAAAAGAUUUGACCUUGCAAAACCAGGGCUUUGCUUCAUUAACUAGUGCUGAAGUGGAACAUAGAGCUGAUACAUGUUCUGGUGUCUCUAAUAUUGAUGUUGGAAGUACAGUAGAAAGAUUUUCUUCAGCAUCAAAAGAUGAGGGUCAUCUGAGUUUCACAGCAGGUCUUGUGAACAAUGACACCUGUAAUAUGGUGAACUCUUCUUUAUCUACGAAUCCCGCCAGUAACGAUGUUAAUUCAUUAGACGUAAACAUAACUGUGGAACUGGAAGCGCCUAGCCAUCGCGUGCUAAGAUCUGGUAAGAAGGUAAACUUACAAAAAAAUGAGAGGAAAGUGAAGAAAGGGACACAUGGUAAUCCAAAAGGAAAUAAUUUAGAAAAUGUUAAGAAUCUGAAUGAUAAUACUAAAAUGGAUAAUACUAUGAUGGAAUCUCCACUGCCAGGAACUUCUGAUGUGAACAAUGCUAAUUCUUUGAAGGUCAGUGAGGAUGUGAUUGCAGAAACCUCAUCUAUGAAUGCUAGAUCUUUUAAAAGGUUGGAAGAUUCCAAAUUGUAUGGGAAGGACGUGGGGAUAGAAAGGGGAAGCAUCAACUUCUCUGCUGUUUCAUUGCUCCAACACCCUGAGAUGGCGGUGGGAUGUGUAGAUGAGGGUGUAAUUAGUGUCAAUAAUUCAAAGUUGUCUAAUAUUGCUGCUGGAGGAAUAGAAAACGAGUCUUUAUCUGGAGCACCAGUUGUUGAAAGCACUAACACUGAGGGUGCGGCUGGAAAUUGUCCGGAUGAUAUUGCCAGGCAACAUAUAGGGCUGUAUGGGUCAGAGAGGAAUAUAGUUUCUCCGUUCAUCAAAAACAUGUAUGCAAAUGCCACUCCAAAUAAUGACAAGACGGGAAGAAGUUAUAAGUUGAGGAAUUUGAGGGACCAUCAGAAAGAGAACCCAGUGUCUAAUUGGUUUUUAAAGUACAGAAGCAGAAAAUGCAAUUCUCCAUCAGGGGCCCCUAAGAAUCUGGGAGAAGAGAAAUUGAACACGAAAUCAAUUACUAAAAAUUUUGUAUUUGGGGAGGAAAAGGACAUUUUAGCAAAAACUAGAAGAAAUUCUGAGGGCAAAAUGCUGAGAACUUGCUUAAGCAAAUCGAAGUUGAAGCAGGUGGAUAGCCAAACAACAAAUUGCUUAUUAUAUAAUCACAAAAAUAAGUCGAGCUCUGUUUCAAUGGGCAGCUCUGAAGAAGUCAAGUAUUCUGUACCAGAUGGCGACCGUGAUUCAGGUGGCGGAAAUGACUUCAAAACUGCAGCUGUGAAGAAAAAAAGCAAUUCUAAAGGAGCAAGCAAGGCUAAAAGGAAAUUGGAAUAUGUAACUCCUAUCACUCGAAAAGGAAAAAGAGAGGCAUCUAUUGUCACUCCAGAAUCUUUCAAAAGAUCCAGAUCUGGAUCGUCGAGUCACUGGAAUUAAGGAAGGCCUGCACGGAGAACAGCCUUUAAGAGGGUGUAAAUCUGAACCUCUGCAAAAGCAAAGGCAAUGAGCAUGAAUGUGAGGCCGGCAGGGAUGGCUCUCAUUUACUUGUGAUCUCUCGAAGGUUCCAUCCAAUCAAAAGCUUGCAUCUGGAUCCGGUGGACUUCGAAGUUUGAAUUUGCUUCAAACAAUCUCUGUAAUCAUCUUUGUAAAGUAUUUCAUUUCUUUUUGGCUCUGAUAACAUGUCUGUAUGUUAAAUGCAAUCUUGUAGUAUAAAAUUAUCUAGUCAUAGGGAUUAUCUUCUAGUAAGUAUAUGCUUGUAACUUGUCGA